AAAAGAAAAAAAAAAAGAAAAAAGAAAAAAAAAAGGGGUAUAAAUCUCAAGUAGAAAAAAUCCCAAACCCUAAUUGCCAUUUUGUUCUAUCUGCUGCGUGUUUUUUGUGCUUCAAAUCCUCCAGAAAUGGAGUCCACGCCCUAAUUUUGGUGGGGUUCCUUCUUGGAAGUUGCAGGAGCUCAGUUUUAUCUGCAGGUGCAGUUGCUUUUGUGAAGCAGCUUUGGGGAAGAUCUGGCUUUUGAAGAGGAGAAAAUUGCUCGGUAGCAGAUCUGGAUUGCCGCCGAUCUUUUGGGUUUUCUCGUGGAAAAUGCUGGUUUUGAACGGAAUUCGUUUUUGGCGCUUGAGUUGUGUUUAUUUGUAGGUUUUGUUGUGUAUGUGAGGAAUCGGAAAUUAGAAAAAACCUCGCUGUUGUUGAAUUGCUUCGAAGUGCGACGAACUUCGUGUUUGAGGUGGAUUUUUGGGGGAAAAGCAUCGAAAGUUUCCUCCGCGAUGAUUAGCGUUCUUCUGGCAGUUACUUCGCUGUUUUCGCUCUGGUAAUUGCAAUCUGUGGGGAAAUAAUUGGGGAUUAGGGCAAAAAAUUUCACAGAAUCAUGUCGUUCAAGAGUAUGAUACAGGAUAUGAAGGGAGAGCUUGGCAGCAUAUCUCGGAGGGGAUUCGAAGGUAGGUUUGGGAGGUCAAGGUCUCAUCGUGUUGUCGAGGACUGUCCGGUGACUGUAGUCGAUGCUCUCCGGCAGAGUUGCUGGGCGAAUAUGCCGCUGGAGCUCUUGAGAGACGUGCUGGUGAGGAUCGAAGGAUCGGAAUGCACCUGGCCUCCCCGGCAGCACGUCGUGGCCUGCGCCGGCGUUUGCCGGAGCUGGAGAGAAAUGAUGAAGGAAAUCGUCGGAACUUUGGAAGUCUCCGGGAAGAUUACGUUCCCAGUUUCUCUCAAACAGCCCGGCCCAAGAAACGGAUUGAUUCAAUGUUUUAUAAAGCGUAAUCGCGGCACUAAUACUUAUAAUCUUUACCUCAAUUUUAGCCAAGCUUCUAAUGAUGACGGCAAAUUUCUACUUACUGCUCGGAAAUGUCGACGGCCUACCUACAACGACUACAUAAUCUCGUUGAAUGCUGACGAUGUAAUGAAGGGUGGCGGAAACUACAUCGGGAAGUUGAGGUCGAAUUUUCUCGGGACGAAGUUCACGGUGUUUGAUGCUCAGCCACCGAAUGCCGGAGCCAAAGUUGCGAAAUCUCAUUCGACGAGAUUAGUCGGUUUGAGGCAGGUUUCUCCUCGAGUCCCUUCCGGAAACUAUCCCGUCGCUCGCAUUUCGUAUGAAUUGAAUGUAAUGGGUUCGAGGGGACCGAGACGGAUGCAGUGCGUAAUGGAUACUCUGCCGUUGUCGGCGCUCGAGCCGCACGGCGUGGCCCCGACGCAGACGGAACUCCUUCCGGGGAGCCUGGACUCGUUCCCGUCUCUCCCGUUUUUCAGAUCGAAGUCGACCCGAUCAGAGAGUUUCCGUGGCGGGAGCGGGAGCGGGAAUUUGGCGAGGGAGAAAGACGAAAUGUUGGUUCUGAAAAAUAAGUCGCCGAGAUGGCACGAGCAGCUGCAGUGCUGGUGUCUGAAUUUUAACGGGCGCGUGACGGUGGCGUCGGUGAAGAACUUCCAGCUGGUGGCGGCGACGGGCGGCGGCGGCGGCGGUGGGGAGGAGGGGGAGAGUGGGGUGUUGGUGCAGUUCGGGAAGGUGGGGAAGGACAUAUUCACGAUGGAUUAUAGGUACCCGAUCUCUGCUUUUCAGGCAUUUGCUAUAUGUCUUAGUAGCUUUGACACCAAAAUUGCUUGCGAAUGAAUUAAUGAUAUAUAUAUAUGGGGGAUUAUGAGUUAAUUACAACAUAGGUGUGUACGUAAGUACAUACAUACAUAUAUAUAUAUAUAAUAUAUAUAUAUGGCUGUUUUUGUGUGUGUUUUGUUGUGUUCUGUGUUGUUGUCUGAAUUGAAUUGAACUGAUGAAACGGUACUACUUACUUGCUGGGUUUGGUU
Molecule: messenger RNA, 2011 nt
Organism: Andrographis paniculata
Lineage: Eukaryota; Viridiplantae; Streptophyta; Magnoliopsida; Lamiales; Acanthaceae
Product: tubby-like F-box protein 3
Exons: 5
Coding region: 591-1820 (409 amino acids)
Source: RefSeq, a predicted model, not a curated record